CGGCCCUGUCAAAUCACUACGGGGGUGACGCGCAGCCUGAGGACUUACAUAAAAAUCCUCCGACGACUUUUCACACUUUUAACGUCUAAAAGUCGCUUUACUUGCGCUUUACUCACUCAAGGACGCUUAAACUUCGGAGGAAUUAAAAAGUUGUGGUAGUUUUGAACUUGUAGUCGAAGUUUCUUGCGGUUAAAGAAAACACAAAGUAGUUUUUCUGCUGAGAGGCGCACGGGACGCGAAGCUGCCGAGGACCGAGGGGGAUUUCUAACCGUCUCGUUUUCAGUUUUUCGGGGCAUGCGAGUCUUCUGAACACGCCUGGACCUGCUAAUGUGCACAUAAAGCCCGGAUAAAGCCACUUGUAGCUCAGUUUGUUCCCUCUGAACUCACCAUGAUGUCGAACACGGCGCUUUACGCGGCGAAGAAACGGAAGAAGCCGGUCCAGAAAAUGCCCAAACCUCCACCUCCUGAGGGCGCCAAGUCUAACCCGUCCAAACGCCAUCGUGAUCGUCUCAACAGUGAGCUGGACAAGCUCACCAGCUUGCUGCCCUUCUCAGAGGAAGUUAGGUCCCGGCUGGACAAGCUGUCCGUCCUCCGCCUUAGCGUCGGGUACCUGAAGGUCAAGAGCUUCUUCAACGCCACCAUGAAGAUGGGCCAGAGCAACUCCAGCUACAGCAGCGAGCGGAGCCUCAUGUUUGGAGGCAACGGCCAGAGCUCAGCGCUGCCGCCAUGCUCCUCAACCUCCACCACCCCCUCCUCCUUCACGACCUCCCCCUCUUCCACAGCCACCUCCAUCGAUGGGGUGACCAUCGCAGAGGGAGAACUGCUGCUUCAGGCGCUGAGCGGCUUCGUGUUGGUGGUGACAGCUGAAGGCUACGUCUUCUACACAUCCCCCACAAUCCAGGACUUCCUUGGCUUCCAUCAGUCGGACGUUGUCCAUCAGAGUGUGUUCGAGCUGAUCCACACAGAUGACCGAGCUUUCUUCAGACAGCAGCUUCACUUCUCCCUCAACCCAAACACAGAGGGUUCCAGUGACCAGAACAACACAGAGAUCAGCCACAACAUAGUGAGCUACGAGCCGCAGGCCAUCCCUCCAGAGAACUCAUCUUUCCUGGAGAGGAACUUCUGUUGCCGUCUGCGCUGCCUGCUCGACAACUCCUCUGGCUUCCUGGCUUUGAACUUCCGCGGCCGCCUCAAGUUCCUCCACGGUCAGAGCCAGGUGUCAGAGGACGGGUCGCUGGUGCCCCCGCAGCUCGCUCUGUUCGCCAUUGCCACGCCGAUGCAGCAGCCUUCCAUCCUGGAAAUCCGCACCAAGACGCUCAUCUUCCAGACCAAACACAAGCUGGACUUCACACCCACGGGCAUCGACACCAGAGCAAAGUUGAUUCUGGGCUACUCCGAGACAGAGAUCUGUAGGAAAGGUUCAGGCUACAACUUCAUCCAUGCUGCUGACAUGAUGUACUGCGCCGAAAACCACGUCAGAAUGAUGAAAACCGGACACAGCGGCUUGACCAUCUUCAGGCUGCUGACCAAAAGCGGGAGGUGGCUCUGGGUACAGUCCAACGCCCGGCUGGUCAUGAAAAAUGGGAAACCCGACUUUAUCAUGGUCCAGCAGAGAGCUUUGACAAAUGAAGAAGGAGAAGAGCACCUUCGCCUCAGGAGGCUGCAGCUGCCAUUCAACUUCGCCACAGGAGAGGCAUUGCUGUAUGAUGUGGCACCCAGCAUCGAUAUCAAUGACCAGUGCUCUGCCCCCAAGCAGGGGAAGUUCGACAGUGACGACAUCAGCCCUGGUUCUUUGCUGGGCUGCCUGCUUAAUCAGGACCAUUCGCUUUACUGCGAUCAAAACAGCGUCAACACCCUCAGCAACCUCAAUGAUCUGGUGUUCGAGGAAACCCAUGCCACGCUCAAUGUCCCCGGAGACAUAGACCCAAACCCGGCACCCGGAAACCCGGUGAAGGCGGAAGCCACGGUCCAGGACAUCAUGGAGACCCUGCAGCAGAUCCUUGGGGACAACGAGAUUAUCGAAACCCUUCAUGUAGAGCCUGAGGAGCUCAAGAGCUGGGAGAGCACGCUGCUGCAGAUGAACUACAACAACGGGUUCAACGACGACCUCGAUGACAUCCUCAACAACGACAUCCUGUCUUACGUGGAGGAGCAGCUGCAGAAGGACGGCGGGCUCAACUUGCCAAACGAGCUGGACGGCGUCACAGCCUGCCUUCCCGCUUUGGACCUUCAGAACCAGAAUCCAGAUCAACGGGAGGAGCUGGACUUCGGCUGGCCUCUGAAGAAUCCGAUGAUGGUGGGACAGCCGACAGCAGUCCAGGGGACGAUGAAACUGAGCCAUAUGGAUUUUCCUCAGCUGAGUUCUUCUGGGCUUAAUGGGCUGACCUUUAACCCCUCCCUACCAAACAGCUUUCCUCAAACAAAAAAUCAGCUACAGGCCAACACCAAGGAAAACGAACUUGGGACAUUCUUGCUCAGGCAGCCUUCAACCAAUCAGCUUCACCCCAGCCAAAUGUCUCUUCACAUGAUGCCCCCCACCCAACCAUUCACCCUCCAGGACCAAAACACAGAAGGACAGUUAAAUAAUGUAUUUACCUUCCACGGCAGCAAGUGCAGCAAGUCGGUGCCACACCAAGCAGACAGCUGUGCAGAAACAUUCACCUCCAAUAUUUCAAACGAUUCUGUUUUCCCUGCCGUAAAUUUACCACCUAGCUGCCUACAGGGCCGCUUUGCUCUACAGACUCCAAACGGUGACAAUCAGAGUCAGGUGUGGCCUCAGCAGCAGCAGCUGAUCGUAGAUCAGCAGAUGGGCUCCUUUCAGAGGAACCCCACAGGCAUCAGCGCUCUCAACAGGCCGAGGUUCAGAGCUACAGGGGCUUCUAAUGCUCCACUUCCUGUUCAGCAGGUCUUGGAGCCACCACCGGCUUCCACAAGCUGCAUGCAUAGAAACACCACUCCAGGACUGCCAGUGAACAGCAUGCACCUCAGCCAGGCAAGAUUAACCGCACCCACCAAUAAGAUUCCCUCCAAUCCCUCCUGUUUCUACCAGGGUCUAAAUGGAGGGAGAGCCAUGUCAGGAAUGGCGGCCAUCCCAAAUCCAGAUGAGGCAACGCUGUCCUGUCAGAUGCCCACUGGUCUGAAACUGAACAGCCUGGUGGGGCAGCAACAGCAGCAGCAGCAGCAAUUUCUGAACUUCAGUGAGCAGACGCAGAUCAACAACCGUCCAGUCGUCGGGAAUGGGGGAUUCCCCUUCUUCUCGCUACCCAAUGGGAACAUGUGCUAUUCAGAGAACAAAUAGGAAUCAGCCGCUGAGAUUCCUGGAUAGCAGAGGAUCCCGACUUGGACCGAAAAGGAAACUAAAGACUAGAAAUUUAAAUUGGAAUAGACUGAAGAGCAAGAAAGUGCCAGAAAAAUGGACAAGGAGACAAUCAAAGAGCCUCUCCCUCUUUUUUUCCCCUUUUUUUUUCCGAGGAAACAGUGAUGAAAGCUGUAAGAGUUCAUGUUUGGUUCAGGAUGGUUGGGCUCAAGAGGAUGAAAAAUCAAGAGAAAAGUUUGGAUUAUUCCUUCGGAGGUGGUUGGAUUAUACCAAAACAGAACAAAAAAAACUUUUGCUGUAUUUAGUAAUCGACUGUUUGGUGGGAAGAUCUGGACGUUUUGGAACCAAAAUGACUCAAGUUUGACUGAGUAGAUGCCUCCCAUGGAAAAGUUUAAAGGAUGCUGCUUUUUAGCGGAGCUGGGCGAAGCUGACGUGACCAACCAAUCAGCCAUCAGUCAUCAAAAACCAAUUCAUCAGCUCAGACUAUUUUAAUAUCUUUGAAGCUAGUUUUUAUAUAUAUAUAUAUACCCAAAAUUCCAACAGCUGGCAUAAAUAUAGCUCCCCACAUCAACAAAAAGGAAGGAGGCACCAAAUAGUGGUGCUAUCCAAUUGUUGCACUUUACAAGCUGAUUAUUUACAGAGCUGAAUUCACCAGAAGGGAGGACCACUAUAUUAGCAAGUUCAUUUAUAUAUUUGUCCGUCACCUGACCCUUUCUGAAAAUGUGUUUAUGUGUAAUUUAUCUUGGAGUGGUCCAAAAAAACCUUAAAAUAAUGUCAAAAUUACUGACACAUUUGCAUGAUUUACAGUUCAAAAAACCCUCAUUUAGUUUAUCCUCUGUCUGAAACAAGCUGUUUUAGUGCCCCCUUUAAGGCAGCUUUUAUUCUGAUUGGCUGCCCCUCAUGAGCAGAAGCUUUGAACUUGCGCCAAGUGUAGAAAAAACUGUGGGAAACCGAGUGUUUAGAGCAGUCUGAAGCCUGGCAUUGUUGGAUGAAACUAUGACUGCAUUGAAUUUGAACACAGACCAGUGAAACAGGAGCCAAAUGAGGGAGAAACAGGGAAAAGCUGGUCUGGUUUAAGUAAACUCUUCUAUGAAACUAACAGAGGCUCCUCUCUAAGUUUUCUUAAUUUUUUAUUUAUUUAUUUUUUUUAAUCAGCCAAAAAAGGGUGCAGGAAUGAGAGUACUCCACAUUCAAAGACAUUUAAGUCCCACAAAGGGAGUUUCAGGGUAAAACUGGUCCUCCACAGGGUCCAACUCAAAGUGCAAAAAUUUUAGUAAAGUCAAUAAAAACCUCAGUUUUUUCAAUAAAAUGUUUGAAUAGUAAAGACAUGAAAGCCUUGUGCCUCUCCAAUGGGGAUUUGUAAAUUGUACUGUACAUGACAGCUGGCCAGCUGAGGCAUAUUUUAUUUGGGCUCAUUCGUCUUAAGAAAGCUCAGCCUGCACAUCAUUAAACAAGGAAACUGAUUUCAAAGGAAAGAGCACCUUCGGUGGCAGGUUUUUAGGAGAGUGCAGUAACUUUGGCUUGUGGUUUCAGUUUUUUGUAUUUCUCAACACUUAAAGAAAGAAGGAGACUUGACAGGGGUCUUUUCUAACUACAGCACAAUAUACUAUUGUACUGUAGUUUAACUGGUACGGCCCACAUUAGGUAUAAACUUUAUAAACUAAAGUAACUGUUUUAGAGUGAAAAAAUACUCAUAUAGAUGAGAACUGACUGGUUGGGUUAGCUUCCCCCUGCUGUAAUAAAAAGCAGAUGAUUUCUCUUCUCCUUUAAUUUUUAUUUUUGAAUCCCCUCAUCUUGUGGAUGGGACGUUCCUGGCUAAACUGGGACAGAAGGACCUGAAAGUUAAAGGAAACAUCACUGAGGCAACCUCCUGCCAAUCCUCUGCCGUCUGCAACACACACACACAGACACACUAUUACGACAUCUUUGCCAAUUUGAACGCUCAGAAGGAUAACAUAUACCUUUUAAAAAAAAAAAAAAAAAAUGCUGUUUUUGUCCUUUUGAAUAGGCAUCCUGAUUCAGUUCAUUUCAAGUCUUUACUGUCCCGGUGAGGGAGAUUUGCUUUGCAGACAGGGUAGAACAUUAUAUUUUAAAACGAAAAGAAACGCACAACCAAAUGUCAGCAUCAUCCUACUAACAGACAAUAUGUAAGAUUUAAUUCAGUGAAAACAGCUGCUUGUUGAUGUAUUUUAAGAGCUUUGUCACUGAGCCAGUUUUCUUUUGUCUGUCUUUCUUUUGUGUUGUUACUUUAUUUUUAUUGUAUGGGGAAAAAAAUACAGAUGGUGCCUUAAACUGACAGAAACUUUAAAGGGACAGUCAGUAGAGAUUUAAUAAAAGACCAAAGUUGCCCUCGCCUUAAUUCAGUCACGCAGGCCCAGAGACUGGCUGGCAACCUCCAUGAGGGAGUGUUCCCCAAAAUGAGGGGAACCAAAAACCUCUUUGUGAUUGCUCUGGUUUCUAGCAGGUUGCAUGAAAGUCUCCAACUUGUCUGCAAAUACUUGCCAACUACUUACCAAGGGGGCAGUAAAACUGCAAGGAAACCACCUUCAAAGUAAAAGAAGUGUCUCACAGCUACAGCCAACAUGUUUCAAAAGGCACAACUUUUACUCGGAAGGCAAACACACUCUGUUAUUGGUUUUCAGUUUCACAGUCACUGACUACCCUCUAGGCCUGUGUGACUGAAGCUUUAGCCAUUAUUUGAGAUUUUUUUGCACUAGUCCUUUAAAUUGUUUGACUUUGCCAAAGCACAGUGAAAAGUCCAAGACUUAACAUGUUAGAAAAGUAGCAAAAAACCUUUUUUGCAAGAAUCUGACAAUUUUAGGAUUUGUUUUUUGUUUUGUUUUUUGAAAUUGUCAUUAAAUGUUUAUUUCAAAGGUUUUUAUAAAGAAAAUCAUUCAAAUCAAAAGCUUAAAGUCAAAGUUCAGAUUUCCUUUAAAACACUGAUUUUUUUUUUUUUUAAUCCAAACAUUGAACUAUUUCUAUAAAAAAAACAAACAAAAAAAAAAACUGAAGCUGAGGCUGUUUGUAUGCAGAUGUCAUGUUUUCCACAACAAACCACGCUUUUCAUCUUUCCUGCUUCUUUUACUCAUUUUUAGCUAUCGGAGAAUCAUUGAAACACAGAAGUAAAACACUCAAAGGCAGCUAUUGUAUAUUUUAAAUGAGGAGAAAAUGAUUUUUCCCAAAAAAUAAAAAAAAUUAACUCUUUAGAGUGCCUUUUAGUUUGGUCUCUCUUUGACUGUCUGUUCAAAAUAAUUUAGCAAACAACUGAGCUGUGAAAUCAGGCUUCUGUUCACUAAAUCAGUGGCAUUGUGGUUAAAACUGAUUUAAAAGCCCAAAAAUGGUCUUUAAAGACAUGGUGGUGUGAUAUUAUUGGCCGAUAGUAGUUAUGUCUCGAUCUUAUUAGCUAUCUCAUCGGUCGGCUGGUGAGGGAAAAUUUAAAAAGUUGAAAAGUGACUGGAGAAACAUUUUGCUACCUUGUAAAAUAAGCAUUGGUGUUGCUUAGUUUGUCCACAGAUCUUUGCAACUUCCCUGUUGGCAACACAUUUGGAACGUCACAAAGCAACAACCAGUCAUAGUGCCAACGAGUAAAUAUAUAACUACACAUAACACAUGUUAGGGAAAGCUAUUUAUAUUUGGCAUGUCUCAAAGAAAAAAGAAUAUAUUGAACAAUAUAUGGACCAUUGGCAUUUUAGAUCACCACAUAUUGGUAUCGUUCUUAAUAAUCUUCUAUCGGCCAGGCUCUAGUUAUCAGAAAGGGUUUUGCAAAAUUUUACAUCCUGAAAGAGCCAAAAAUAGUCUUAAAAUCAUCUAAAUUAAUCAAAAGCAGCAGAAUUUCUCCUCAUGCAGCUCCAAGUUUCUGCCUCUGUGAACGUCAUUGUGUUCUUUUGCAGCAGUUUCAGCAAAAAUUGUGAAAGCAAAACUAGAAAUUGCCAUGAAUGGAUGGAGCUGGAGAUUGAGUACAGUAAGAUUAAUCUUCACAGCGCCUCUUCUUCUGCUUCUUCUUCUGCUUCUUCUUCUUCUUCUUCUCAUUUUAUAAUCAGAGCCUUUCUUCACAAAGUAUUCUCUCAGUGGAAACAUAAAUAUUUUGUGUUGCUUCAGACUGUUGGAGGUCAAGACUCCAAAAUGCAGUAUCUUUGUGUAACUGUAUAUAAAUACAUAUAUUUGUCCUUUUCUGCCCCCCCCCAAUAUGUAUUGCCAUAUAUUGUGUAUUUUAAUAUUGUAUUGGCUAACAUGACCCACGCUUAUUUUUUUUUGUACAUUUUCUGCACAGCGUAUACAUAUGUAACCCCCUGUUGCGAUGAUUUUUUUUUAUUAUAUCUUGUGGAUUUGCCAUCAUUAUUUGGCUUUAACCAUGUAUGCGUGUUAAAGUCUUUACAUGCUCACCAUAUUAAAUGUGACCUUAUCACUGCG
Molecule: messenger RNA, 7726 nt
Organism: Archocentrus centrarchus (flier cichlid)
Lineage: Eukaryota; Metazoa; Chordata; Actinopteri; Cichliformes; Cichlidae
Gene: ahr2
Product: aryl hydrocarbon receptor 2
Exons: 11
Coding region: 389-3298 (969 amino acids)
Biological process (GO): xenobiotic metabolic process; regulation of transcription by RNA polymerase II; response to xenobiotic stimulus
Cellular component (GO): aryl hydrocarbon receptor complex; nucleus
Molecular function (GO): transcription cis-regulatory region binding; protein dimerization activity; nuclear receptor activity
Source: RefSeq, a predicted model, not a curated record